AAGCCACUUAUCGGGCGAACUUCGCCAAUAUCAAAAACCCCUUACACUGAUGAAAUACGCUCCGUUCUUCAAAUACUUGGCGGCUGUUCUUUUCUUCACCAACUCGGUGUUGGUGUUGUUGGUAUGGAACUUUCCAGCUUCCUCUCCCUCCCAGCCCAUGACUCAACUGAGUUCAGAUGUUGGUGCUUUCGAAAAUUAUCAACAACAUCCAAUUGACCUUGCCAAUGCUUCGGCCAUCGUCAAUGCGGUUCAAGGGGCGUUGCGACAAAAGUCCUCCAACAUCCAACCGGUGGGAGUGACCUUUAUUCCUGCUUAUAUUCCUCCUAAUACUCGUUUGUACCACUCUCGUGGAGACGGAAAUAUUCCUAAACUGUUUGAGUGGGUGGCAUUCGACUAUGAAUUCAGCUACAAUUUCGCCGGGUUUUCUAGGCGUAUCAACUCCACUGAUUCACAUAGGGAUAGAAGAAAUGGCCCUGCCCAUUUACUUACGUUCAAAAAUACUAAGGCUUUUGAUAAGGUGAUUUUCUUGGAUGGGGCAUCUGCUGCAAAAAUCGUUCCGGAAAUGGACCAGCAAUUGAUUCUAUCAAAUGGGACACAAGAGUUGGGAUGGUUCAAUGAGAGAAUUGCGGCUGAUAAAAUAUGUAAGUGGGGAAAGAAGUUUGGUUUACAUGGUUUCAUUCGGUUGGAAAUAGGAUAUGAAAUGGUGCUAUGUGAUUUUCAUAAGGACUUGAAGCUUAUCUCAAAUAUCACUCUUCCUUACGCCAACGACAUGCUUGGAUUCCCCGCUGACGACCCUCAAUACCUUCCUUCACCUCCAGACUGGGCUCCACCGGGAGGGAAUGAUCCUGGCGAUGGACCAGGGGGACCAGGGGGACCAGGAGGACCUCCCAAGCUGGAAGAAAAUCAAUCUCCUUUCUACUUACAAGAAAGAAAUCUUGGAGUGCAGGAGGUUGUCGACUACAGUUCAUCCUCCUUCAACAGAUCUCUUCUUCUCAGCCAUAUUCUGUCUGCAGUGGGGUUUGAGCAUGUGCAAAUAUCUGGAUACUCGGACCUUCUUGAAGAAAGAGUGUUACUUGAUUUCUCCAACAUGGUUACGCCGUUGAAUAAAACAUAUAUCAACCCAGAUCCAUACGCAAGAAACAUAAGCUACAUUUCUCAAGAGAUCAAAAACCUGAUCAUCUACGAUCUCGAACGUAUCUACCAACAGCCCACAGACCCGCUGCGCAAAACCAAUUGGCAAGCAAUUAUAAACUUGAUGCAGUUUAAGUUUGGUCCAUUGUUGGUGAACUUGAACUCGACUUUAUACGAAGAAGACAUAAAGGUUCUAAGUGACAAUAUCCAAAUACUCGCUUUCAACCUCAUCAGAAGCCACACAGAUAACAAUUGGAAGACGGAGCAGGAACAAAGACAACAUGCCAUCAAAUCUUUGGUAGACAGUUAUGUUUACCAUUCGUACCCAUUGGUCAACUAUGAUUCCAACAUCUAUUCUGCAUUAUUCAAAGUGCACAAUGAGAUCCUAACAUUGAUUUUCGAUAUAUUCGAGGCAUCCAAGAGAUAUACCAAACAAUUAUACGUGGAUGAGAGUAUUCCCACCUAUAAAGAUGAACUUGAUACUUUACGAAGCAGAACAUCCAAGUUAAUGGAGUUACUUAACUGGGCUGUCUUCUACCAGUGCUCUCGUAAAUGUAACCUGAAUGAAAUGUGUUUUACACCAACAUGGGGCCCUGGGCCGUUUGGUGGAAUGUUUGAGAGGAGCGAUGAAAUGUUUGAUCAUGACGGAGAUAUUUACCGGAUUAAGCACGAAUUGAAAUGUGUAAGCUAUAAGCUUGCUGCUGAGACACUUCCUCCUCUUAACUAAGGUUCUUGCCACCUACAUCUAUGUGUUAUAAUAUUUCUUCUCGCGGGUAUAUAAUCGUCUGAAUAUCACAAAAACUGCCACCCAUUCCCGCAAAUGGAACCAGUAGAGUUCCUUUAAGUAGGACUCUUGAUUUUAGGAAGCAGCAGAACGACAUUUCAUUUACAUGCGCAUACUCCAAAAUCAAAACCUUUGACCUGUAAAUUCAACCUAGUAAGAUUCUCUACCCCCAGUUUAUAGUUCCACCAGAUUUAAAGCCAUACAGCCACCUAAUUUCUGAACCAUACACCUGAAGAAAUCUGACCCACAAAUCCAUUGGCACAAAUAUACUAACCUUCUACUCGGCCCAAUGUUCACCCAUUUUGCAGCCACUUGGGCUGAGCCGCAUAAUUAUCAUCUCGCAAAGUCACCGGUCAAGACGCCC
Yamadazyma tenuis ATCC 10573 is the source of this 2279-nucleotide messenger RNA. RefSeq lists its product as uncharacterized. The record is from RefSeq and is a predicted model, not a curated record. Lineage: Eukaryota; Fungi; Ascomycota; Pichiomycetes; Serinales; Debaryomycetaceae.